CUUCUACUGAACCUUUUGGGGAGAUCUAGGAGGAGUUUAAGACUGUGACUAGACAUCCAAUGGACUCACCAAAGAAGCUUAACCCAACCGGGACCCUGGAGUCUUCUCAGACGCCCCAUGAAGAAUGUUCAGCUAACACUCAAGCUGUCUCAGAAGUACUAGCGAAGGACCUUGGGAAAUUGACUCUCAACCCUAGUACUAAAUUCCCUCCCCUUCUACCAGAAAGUUCACCCAAACAGCAGGACAAAGGAAAAAGCUUACAGGGGCUUGGACUGGGGCUGAGUCAAGGCCUGCUCUACAGUAGGAGGCGUGGAGUGAGGACAUUGGCGACUGCUCGGAGAGAAAGGAUGCAAAGGAUGUUACAAGUUAUUAGAUACCGCACCCUGUCUCUGCUUCAAAAAGACCCACAGGAGAGGAAACUUGAGAUUGAAUCGAGAUCCAGAAGAUUUAGAUGUAGCUGUCGCUAUUGCCUAUAUCAUGGAGAUCCUUCUGAUAAUAUUACCAUGGAGAAUAAUUAUGACAUGGAGUCAGUUUAG
Molecule: messenger RNA, 536 nt
Organism: Pteronotus mesoamericanus
Lineage: Eukaryota; Metazoa; Chordata; Mammalia; Chiroptera; Mormoopidae
Gene: DPPA3
Product: developmental pluripotency associated 3
Exons: 4
Coding region: 60-536 (158 amino acids)
Biological process (GO): epigenetic programing of female pronucleus
Cellular component (GO): nucleus
Source: RefSeq, a predicted model, not a curated record